Messenger RNA from Hemiscyllium ocellatum (epaulette shark), 744 nucleotides. RefSeq lists its product as uncharacterized. The coding region runs from base 1 to 642 and encodes 213 amino acids. Lineage: Eukaryota; Metazoa; Chordata; Chondrichthyes; Orectolobiformes; Hemiscylliidae. The transcript has 5 exons. The record is from RefSeq and is a predicted model, not a curated record.
AUGGCUAUGAGUGAUGAUUACCCAGAGAGCCAUAAGUUCAGUGAGCGAUUAGCUCGCCCGCAUUUAUCGGGCUUGAUUGAUCGAAUACGGAAGUCAAACUGGUUUGCAAACCGAGCUGAAAGUGAAUCUGCCAAAGCCAAAGCCAAAGUCACCUUCCUGGGCUAUGUCGUUGAACACGGACAAAUAGCCCCACGGGAUGUGAAAACGAAAGUUAUGAGGGAUGUUUGUACAUUGUUGACGAAAAGAGCAACACUGGACAAUAUAACAGCGGCUGUUACAUCACAAAACCAGGGGGUGUUCCCCAGGAAAUACCGAGCCCUUCUGGCAACAAAUGGCCACAAACCGAUCAAAGGUGAAAGUGACGGUGAACCAGACAGAGCAGUCAGUGGCUGCAUAAAGCAGGACGGCGUGGAUAUUACACACGGGGACGGAGUACACCAGGAAAUAAAACUGUUCCCGAUAAACAAUGGGGAUGUGUCUCAGGAUCAGAUCGAGGAUAAUGACCAGGAGAUCCGCCGCUGCCAUGGCCCCCAGCUUUGGGAGGAAACGGGAGAAUCCAUCAGAAACUCACGUAGACAAGGGGAGAAGAUGCAAACUCAUGCAGAUAGUCGCCCGAGGCUGGAAUUGAACUCAUGUCCCUGAUGCUGUGAUGGAACAGUGCGAACUACUGAGCCACUGUGCUAACCUGGAACCUCCUGCCAGCCUAAUGCAAAGGGAAUUCAGCCAAAUCUAACUCUCCCAGGA